AUGAGGUUGACCUAUAGGACCACUCUCGAUCUCCUUUUCAAAUUAAACAGAUUUUUCCCAAACUACAAAUGUGAUGGCCAGAAAGAACUAGUAGUUGUCAUUGGGAGCCUUGGUGCUGAUGCUUCUUUCCAUAUAUCAAAGAUAACAGGUCUCUAUAAAAUUCCACAGUUUACUUAUGGGUCUAUUGCCACAAGGAAUAGUGAUACAAUGGAGCCACCAUCAUUUUAUUGCAUGGUACCCAAUGAACUUCACCAGUAUCUCGGAAUUAUUCAAUUAUUACAAUAUUUUGGAUGGACCUGGAUUGGUAUGUUUGCUGUGGAUGAUGAUAGUGGUGAAUAUUUCUUACACAUGAUAGAACAAUUAUUUUACCAAAACAGUAUAUGCUCAGCCUUCACAAAGAGAAUCCCCAAACAAGCCUCUUGGCAUACCAAAGACCAAAUGAACAACAUGGUCUCAAAUAUUUACCAGCUCUUAACACAUAGCACAGCCAGUACAUAUAUUGUCUAUGGUGAAACCAUGAUAAUGUCAUGGUUGGUUCUCAUACUAAUUUUUUUGCAUGAAGAAAAUAUAUCAUUAAGAAAAGUGUGGAUUAUGACAUCUCAAAUUGAUUUUGCAUUAUCAAGCCUCCAAAGCAAAACAGUUCUGCAAGUGUUCCAAACUGUCAUUUCUUUAUCAAUACACUCACAAGAGCUCCACAACUUUAAGGAAUUUCUUCAGAAUAUAAAGCCUUGUAAGAUGCAGGAAAGUGCUCUGUUCAAGGAAUUUUGUGAGCAAGCCUUCAACUGUGAGUUUUCAAAAGCUCAAGAGCCAAUGGAAUUGACUGGAAUGUGUACUGGGGAGGAGAGGCUGCAGGAUCUUCCUGGGUCUCUAUUUGAAUUGUUUGUGUCUGGACACAGCUACAGUAUCUACAAUGCUGUCUAUGCUGUAGUAAAUGCCUUAAAUGUAAUGUAUGCAUCUAGAACCAAUCAUAAAAUAAUAAUGGAGAGUAGAGGAUAUCAGAAUCUUUGGCCUUGGCAGCUUUACCAAUUACUUGAUCAGAUCAUAUUUAACAACUCUGUUGGAGAAACAGUUUCCUUUAAUAUAAAUAGAGAAAUCAGAGCUGGAUUUGACAUCACCAAUUUGACAAAGCCAACAUCAUUUUGCAGUUACUCCUGCAAUCCUGGUUAUCAGAAACAAAAGAAGGAAGGAAAUAAAUUUUGCUGUUAUGACUGCAUUCCAUGUCCUGAGGGGAUGGUUGCAAACAAAAAUGAUGCAGAAAAAUGUUUCAGAUGCCAAGAAGAUCACUAUCCUGAUAAGAACCAAGAUCAAUGCAUUCCCAAAAUUGCAACCUUUUUGUCCUACAAUGAUCCAUUAGGAAUAAGUUUAACUGCAGCUACAGGAUUUUUUACCUUGAUCACAGUCCUUGUGCUAGGAAUUUUUAUUAAGAAAAAAGACACUGCCAUUGUCAAAGCCAACAAUUUGGUCAUCAGCUACAUUCUUUUGAUUUCUCUCCUGUUUUGUUUUCUCUGUCUUUUGUUUUUUAUUGGACAACCCAGAAAGAUGACCUCUCUUUUUCAGCAACCUGCUUUUGGUAUAAUCUUCUCUAUAGCAAUUUCUUGUGUAUUGGCAAAAACUGUUACUGUAAUUAUAGCAUUCAUGGUCACCAAGCCAGGAUCCAGAAUGAGGAAAUGGGUGGGGAAAAGGCUAGCCACAUUUAUUAUUCUUUGCUGUAAUCUGAGUCAGGGAGUAAUUUGUGUAGUGUGGUUAACAAGCUCUCCUCCAUUUUCAGAUAUUGAUAGUCAAUCUUCAGCCAAAAAUAUCAUAUUAAAAUGUAACGAAGGGUCCAUUGCUAUGUUCUACAUUGUCAUGGGCUAUUUGGGCUUCUUAUCCAUUAUAACUUUUACUGUAGCUUUUAUAGCCAGAAAGUUACCAGAUUGUUUCAAUGAAGCUAAGUUUAUUACUUUCAGCAUGCUCAUCUUUUGCGUUGUCUGGAUUUCAUUUGUUCCUACUUACUUAAGUACCAAAGGCAAAUAUAUGGUAGCUGUAGAAAUCUUCUCAAUUUUGGCUUCAAGUGCUAGCUUAUUGGGAUGUAUAUUUUUCCCUAAAUGUUACAUUAUUUUAAUGAAACCUGAACUGAACAUUAGGGAGCAGUUAGUAAAGAGAACAUAUAGGAAAAACUAA
Messenger RNA from Crotalus tigris (Tiger rattlesnake), 2160 nucleotides. RefSeq names its product vomeronasal type-2 receptor 26-like. Gene Ontology annotation, cellular component: membrane. NCBI's taxonomy places the organism in Eukaryota, Metazoa, Chordata, Lepidosauria, Squamata, Viperidae. The record is from RefSeq and is a predicted model, not a curated record. The transcript has 5 exons. Gene Ontology annotation, molecular function: G protein-coupled receptor activity. Gene Ontology annotation, biological process: G protein-coupled receptor signaling pathway. The coding region runs from base 1 to 2160 and encodes 719 amino acids.